GUUUAUCGUUUGGGGUACUAAAACUGAAAUUGCUCCAAGGAAGUGCGCGUAGAAAGCGUUGAUCGUCGAGCGUGUUAGAGCUAAGAGAAGCUAAGAGCGGCGGGGGUAGAUAGUUCAAAAUAUCAAAUCGUACAAGAUGAUGGAACAAGUGCUGGCUCAGGAUUUUGUCACGGAUCCACUAGAUCCUAAGACGCGGCAAGUCAAAGAUAAAGAAAAAUCCUUGUCUUCAAGACGGAAUUUUACUCACGCGAAGCCGCCGUAUAGCUACAUUAGCUUAAUAACUAUGGCCAUCCAGCAAAGUCCUAACAAGAUGCUAACUUUAAGCGAAAUUUAUCAAUUUAUCAUGGACUUAUUUCCCUACUACAGAUCAAAUCAACAACGGUGGCAGAAUUCGAUACGACACAGCUUAUCGUUCAAUGAUUGUUUUGUCAAAGUGCCUCGCUCUCCUGAUCGACCUGGAAAAGGUUCAUAUUGGACCUUGCAUCCUGACUGUGGAAAUAUGUUUGAAAAUGGUUGUUAUUUGCGCCGGCAGAAACGUUUCAAAGCCGACAAAAAGCCGAAUUUAAGUCAUCUUGUGAAGCCUGGUCCGUAUGUCCCUGGUGUUCCUAAAGUACAAGGUGGAAAGAGUUUCGCCACACCGUCAUUCUUAGCGCCAACCCAUUACGCUGGAUUUAGACCCGGUUUCAAUCAUCCUUUUGCAAUAAAAAACAUCAUCGCAGACCACGAAAUGGAGUUCCGAGGCUACGAUGGGAUGCAUUUCAAUCCAUAUCACACAAGCUCCCUAUCUACACCACCUCCUGUGCCGGCUAUGAGUCCUAUGUCUUCAUUCGGUUUGCCGAAAACCUCUCUCGAACCGCCAUCUCUGAUGACAACCGAAGCAAAUCUCAAUCCUUAUUAUCCCUCUUGUGGCUAUAUCAAUACAUCCUCGAGCUGUUCCUUGUCUGGUUAUUCAUAAACAUCCUUAAAACUUUAAAUUUGAAACGUAAUUUCGACCACUAAUCCUGAAUAGAAUCGUCAAUUUAUGAGCUCGCCUGCGAAGGAACAUGCAUUUAACCUCGAUUGAACUCAAAGAAGAAAGUUGAUACGAACUCAAAUGUCUUGUAUUAAAGCGAUCUGAACGUUAUAAAUUUGUUUGUAAUAUAAUAUUAGAAAUGUCCAGCAAGUUUAGUUUGUAAAUUUGUGUAAAUUCGAUGGGAAAAUUGCGCUCGAAUGGAGCAGGGAGAUAUUAUGAUAGCUUAAUGGCUGCCAAAAUUGUUGUAUCUUUGGUGCAAGUUUUGAUAUGUACAGUGCAUGUGUGUGUAUUUAUUUUCCUUAUUGUAUUUAUAGAUUACGCCUUACGUUAUUCAAUCCUUAAAAACAUUAUUGACACGAUCGGAAUAAAUGUUGUUUGAAAUGGA
This is a messenger RNA of Dendronephthya gigantea, 1397 nucleotides long. Its product is annotated as forkhead box protein A2-like. Gene Ontology annotation, molecular function: RNA polymerase II cis-regulatory region sequence-specific DNA binding; DNA-binding transcription factor activity, RNA polymerase II-specific. Gene Ontology annotation, biological process: anatomical structure morphogenesis; cell differentiation; regulation of transcription by RNA polymerase II. Bases 137 to 955 code for a protein of 272 amino acids. The record is from RefSeq and is a predicted model, not a curated record. Lineage: Eukaryota; Metazoa; Cnidaria; Anthozoa; Malacalcyonacea; Nephtheidae. The transcript has a single exon.